Messenger RNA from Periophthalmus magnuspinnatus, 2815 nucleotides. It is a transcript of the gene txndc5, whose product is annotated as thioredoxin domain containing 5. Gene Ontology annotation, cellular component: endoplasmic reticulum. Gene Ontology annotation, molecular function: protein disulfide isomerase activity. NCBI's taxonomy places the organism in Eukaryota, Metazoa, Chordata, Actinopteri, Gobiiformes, Gobiidae. The record is from RefSeq and is a predicted model, not a curated record. Gene Ontology annotation, biological process: protein folding. The transcript is spliced from 10 exons. The coding region runs from base 232 to 1458 and encodes 408 amino acids.
CGCGAGGAGGAGUCUUUACGCACACGUGUCCAGCGGCUCUAUGCAAACCCGCAGGUGUGUGGACGUGCGCGCCUGGUCCAGCUCUUCUAUCACUUUACGCACGUCCAGGAAAGAGGCGUGCACUCCUCUGUCCACCCUCCUGCUCACUCUGCCGCUCACUCUGCCGCUCACCCUCCCGUCCUCUUCCAUUUCCCACCGGCAGGAAGCGCGUCAUCCCGCACAGAGCUCGCCAUGGCCUCCCCGGCUCCCACAGCUCUCCGCUUCAGCUUCAUCCUGUGCACUUUAGUGUUUUGUGUCGUGUUUUGUGACGGGGACGUGGAGGAGGAUGAACACGCCGCGCACACGUACACUGUGGACAUGUUUAACGAGGCUGUGCCAACCGCGCCGCAUUUUGUCAUGUUUUACGCACCGUGGUGUGGACACUGCAAACGGCUCCAGCCCGCCUGGAACGAGCUGGCAGAAAAGUACAACGGCAUGGACGAGCCGCCGGCGUACGUGGUGAAAGUCGACUGUGUGCAGAAUACAAAGUUCUGCUCCAACGAACACGGCGUCAGGGGCUACCCCACACUCAAACUGUUCAAACCGGAGCAGGAGCCUGUGAAGUACCAAGGCCCCAGAGACCUGCAGUCCCUGGAGACGUGGAUGCUCAAAACGCUGCAGGACGAGCCCUCGGAGCCGGAGAGCGAAGAGGAGCCGCCCAAAGCCCCAGAGCCUAAACAGGGCAUGUACGAACUCAGCGCUCACCACUUCAAAACGCACAUCUCCAAAGGUGCACAUUUUGUAAAGUUCUUCGCUCCUUGGUGCGGUCACUGUAAAGCCAUGGCUCCGACGUGGGAGCAGCUCGCCGGCACCUACGAGCACUCGGAUGAUGUCAAAAUAGGAAAGGUCGACUGUACACAACAUUAUGAAGUUUGCUCUGAAAACGGCGUCCGGGGAUAUCCCACGUUACUCUUCUUCUACAACGGAGAGAAGACAGAGCAGUACAGAGGGAAGAGGGACCUCGACUCUUUUAAAGACUUCGUGGACAAUCAGCUGAAGACCGUCCUCGCCAAAGACGAACCGAAGCCAGAGGAGCCGAGCGCCAACGAGAUCCCCACAGAAGAGCCGCCCAAAGAGGAAGAGUCCAAAGUAUUGGUCCUAACAGAAGGCAACUUUGACGAGACCGUAGCCAAAGGCCUCACCUUCGUCAAAUUCUACGCUCCAUGGUGUGGCCACUGUAAGAACCUGGCUCCGACUUGGGAGGACCUCUCCAAGAAGGACUUUCCGGGACUCACUGACGUCAAAAUCGCCAAAGUGGACUGCACGGUGGAGCGCACAGUCUGUAACAAGUACUCUAUAAGAGGAUACCCCACCUUAUUCAUGUUCCGGGGCGGGGUCCAGGGCGAGGAGCACAACGGCGGCCGCGACCUCGAGAGCCUCCACAACUUUGUAAUGAAGCAGGCCCGGGACGAGCUGUAAUCGAACCCACUUUGCCACUCACUUUCUACCACUUUGCUCAAUCGAACUGCACAUCGGGCCAAAGGGACGUCCACCUUCGUCCCGCUUCGGCCAAAUCCGAUCUUUUUCCUCUCGGGAUUCCCGGUCAGCGUCACACCGGCUGUCUUAUUCUUGGAUACUGAAUGUUUUUCACUGGGGGCGCGCGUGUUUUUGAAGUUUCAAAAUGGUGGUUUGGUUGUGUUUUCAGGUGGGUAUGUGAAGCAAUCAGGACGUUUUGUAGCGGGAAAAAACAUGUCUCUUUUGUUUCUGAUCAAAUUCUAUGACCCUGAUGCCGUUUUAAAGAUUAGUUUUACCGAUGGGAUCUGGGUUUAAAAAUGUAUUGUCAUUUCAGAGAUUGUAGAACUUGUCAUUGAGCGUUAAGUUGAAGGUUAAGGUACUUCUCUCCAUUGUGAAACUUAACUCUCAGGGAUCGGCGUGGUGGCCCAGGAGGUGGGAUGGAGAGCUUUUUACAUAUCAACCCUUUGUCUUGUCUUUGUUUUUUAUUUUAUUUUUAUGUCUUUAGUCUCUUAUGAAGUGUAACUGUGAUACCGAUCAGACUCCAUCACAUCUCCACACACGAGCGCUCACUCCUGGACCAUGUGCGGUUGGUGGAUUACUACCACAAAAGUCCUUAAAAUUAUCUUAGAGACCGUGUUACGCUGUUUUCUGAUCUACGUUAUGUCGUUUCCUCGUCACAAACAGACGUGGAGUUGUGUUCCACCUUGUGAUGUCAUGUGGAAAUACAGGAAGUGCUUAAACUCAAUACGACUUCACUGAAAUCAUUUGAAUUAAUUGUCUAUCUGACAUCACAAGGUGGACCAGAGCGUUUUGACCUUUGGAGAUGUAGACAGACUAAUAAUAAAUCGUUACUGAAACAUGUGCGAAUGAAACAAAACACAACUCCAGGUCUGUUUUUGAGGAGGAAACACCAUUAUAACAUGGCUCAAAUCUCACAAGAGUCCAUUUUGUGUAAUAUAGGACCUUUUAAAUCGUCCAAAAGUAGGUCUAAUCCCUUCAGAAGUAUGGCGUUUCUGUUUUGACUGAACCAAAACUGACAGUGGUUCUUUCAAAACUUCAGAUUAGUAAUGCUAAUAGUGUUUUAAGCUCACGCCCGCCUGGUACAGUCACAUGAACACAUCAUGAGGCACUUUCAGACACAACACAAACAUUAUUUUCAGUAUGUUCUUUAUGGGUAGCACAUGGUCUAAGGAUCUCCAGUGACAAAGUAUUUUCUUUAUACGCCGUGGGCUUUCAUCGCCCAUGCAUUUUGUACAAAAAAAAGUGUUUAAUGGCAAGUUGUAACAUGAGAUUUCAUAAUAAAACUUUUUUCCAAAAAUAA